This is a messenger RNA of Ceratina calcarata, 2604 nucleotides long. It is a transcript of the gene Nulp1, whose product is annotated as Nuclear localized protein 1. Gene Ontology annotation, cellular component: RQC complex. Lineage: Eukaryota; Metazoa; Arthropoda; Insecta; Hymenoptera; Apidae. The transcript has 8 exons. Bases 321 to 2099 code for a protein of 592 amino acids. Gene Ontology annotation, molecular function: protein binding. The record is from RefSeq and is a predicted model, not a curated record.
UACGACUAUGAGUCAGAGCAUCUGUGUAUGUCGAUCCUUCUAAUCAAAUGAUUAUGGUUGAUAAGCGUCUAGAGUCCAGGUAACAGUUACCAGUUAUUGUGAUACAAUUGGAUGAGGAAAAUUGACAAGUGAGGAAGAGUUUUCGUAACAGCGAUUUGUAAUGAACGACGGACAGUAUCGAUCACGAUUUACUUGAUACUGAUACUGAUACCAGCUGAUACUCCGAUUCUGACCCUGGCCAAGGAAUUCGUACGCCACGAGUGGUAUCGCUUUUAUGUUCAGAUUCCUUUACUCUUUGAGGAGAAAUUAAUUGUUCCGUAAUGUCUACACGGUAUAUGAAAAAAGUAUACGGAGGCGAUGUGUUACCUGUGAAGGAUAGUGAAAAUGAGGGUGAGAUCGACAAUUCAAUAAUUGGCGAUGUUAAGUCCAAGGCGUUUAAUUUGUUCGACGUGUUAAAUGAAAAUUCCGAAAUUAGCGAGAAAGAAAAUGAAGAGGAACAGGCGAUCGUGGAAACUUGCAGCGAUGAGACUAAGCGUAAAAAGAAGAAGAAGAAGAGAAAGAAGUUGGAAGGAACGAAAACCCAACACACUGUUGAAUCUAAGGAGAACGAUAUUGAUGAGAUUGAGGAAACAGUGAGAGAAGUGAACAAAUUACUCGGAGAACCACUUCCAGGAUGUAGCUCUCAAAAUGCUAAUAAUGCUCAAUGGGUCGAACAUAGCUCGAAGGAGGGUAUUCUAAUGGUGCAACAUAAACAUUUGAAUGCAUAUAACGAACUGAAAAGAAUUUUUGGUAGUAAAACAGUACAAGCUGAUCAAAGGAGAAACAGAGGCCGUUUGGGUCAUCUGAGGAAGACCUGGUUGGUCUCUGCUAAAGACAGAUGGUCACGUUUUACUAAAUAUGGCCUUUCGAUGUCUUUGGAUCAUACUAUGAAAUCUACUAAUAACAUUCAGUACUUCGUGUAUGAACACAGCCCAUCGUACAGACAAGUGCAGAUGAAAUUUUUGGAAGCUGUUGAAAGUUUGAAAAGCCCUGAAAAUAUUGUUGCUAUAGUCAAUGCGCAUCCUUAUCAUAUAGAUUCGUUGUUGCAACUGGCUGAAUUGUGUAAACUCAACGAAGAUUUAGCAAUGGCUGCAGAAUUCACGGAACGAGCUUUGUACUACCUUGAAUGUGCUUUUCAUCCAUUGUUCAAUAUUACAACCGCUCAUUGCAGAUUGGAUUAUAGAAAGCAGCAAAAUCGAGCUUUAUUUAUAACUUUGUUUAAACAUCUUAACUUCCUCGGCGGACGUGCAUGUUACAGAACGUGUUUGGAAUUUUGUAAAUUACUCUUGUCGCUCGACCCGGAUACUGAUCCUUUGGCCGUGGUCCUCUGUCUCGAUUUUUACGCCCUAAGAGCAAAAGAAUACGAGUGGUUCAUCCAAUUUUACAAUUUAUGGGCCAGCACGAGAAAUUUGUUUCAAUUACCAAAUAUAGCAUACAGUUUGGCGCUGGCACAUUUUCAUUUAGGUGAUAAAAAGUCUGCCGACGAACUGCUGCAAAAUGCGUUAAUAAUGUUCCCGGGUGUACUUUUACCAUUGAUGGAGAAGUGCGGCAUACAGUGCGAUGAGAAGGUACAAACCCAUGAGUUCUUUAACAUUAAAGCUGUAUUUACGACCGCGCCGGCGUUGGAAAAGCUGCAGAAUCUGUACAUCGCGCGCACUAAUUGUCUGUGGAAACAUGCGGAUCUUCUACCGUGGAUACGUGAGAACGCACACAUCGUGUUAAAUCGUGUCGAUGUGAAAGAUUAUUGCGUGAAAUAUUACGAGAUAAAACGAGGCACGCGUUAUCAAGGAAAACUGCCAAAAAGUAUUCUACGGCAUAUUAUACUGUCCGACAUGAAAGACGUUACUAUAAACGUACAAGAGAUACAAAAUGACGGUUCCAUUUUCUCACACGAUCCUCUGCCACCUGCGGACAGUAUCGAUAUUUACGAACGGCCCACUGUAAAUAUAGACACGGCUAGAACCGGCAAUCUGUUCACCGUUUUCCUUUCGUCCAUAUUUUCUGGUUUUACAACCGGUAAUUUGGACGGAUUAAAUCUAUUCUACGAUAACGACGAUUAAACGUAAGCAGAUCGCUGGCUCCAACGUGCUAAUAAAUCAGAGUACAGAAAAUUUACUUUCCACUUGAUAAUAUUAAACUGAAACCAUACAUGUAUAGAUACUUUUCAAAUGUUAAGUACUUUUGUAAAAAUAUCAUACGUUUCGUGUCAAGCAAUAUAUUUCAUGAUUAUUAAUCGUAGAUUUUUAUUGUGAUCGUCAUAAACGUUAUCAUCGUUAUUUUGAAUGAAUUAGUUUCGUAUAUUUGAAACUUGGUAUACUCUGAUCAUAUAUACAUACAAAAUAUGAGAUUUUUCGUGUUAUUUGUACGAACUUAUAAUUGUGAUUAUUUUUAUGAAACCUUCGGAGCAAUCGUUACGUAUCCACUGAAAAUUUGUAAAUACAUGAAAUAAUAUAUACGUGUAUAUAAUAUAUAUGUAAUAAAUACACUAUAUCGUUGCAAUGCUUGUAACAAGAUACUCUUUAAUUAUCCACGGCUUAUAAAUACAUUACACACGAUAAUGCCGAA